Messenger RNA from Sorex fumeus (smoky shrew), 3775 nucleotides. It is a transcript of the gene TRERF1, whose product is annotated as transcriptional regulating factor 1. The transcript is spliced from 14 exons. NCBI's taxonomy places the organism in Eukaryota, Metazoa, Chordata, Mammalia, Eulipotyphla, Soricidae. Gene Ontology annotation, molecular function: transcription corepressor activity. Gene Ontology annotation, biological process: regulation of transcription by RNA polymerase II; negative regulation of DNA-templated transcription. The record is from RefSeq and is a predicted model, not a curated record. Gene Ontology annotation, cellular component: histone deacetylase complex; transcription regulator complex. The coding region runs from base 96 to 3764 and encodes 1222 amino acids.
CUGCCUCUCAGGGUUCCGGGCCUUUCUGGGGGAGUUGCCUCUCCCUCCUCCGUGUAUGGUUUUGUGGCUGGACGUUCACCACCAAGGCCGGCGUCAUGGGGGACCAGCAGCUGUACAAGACCAACCACGUGGGCCACGGGGGUGAGAACCUGUUCUACCAGCAGCCCCCACUGGCUGUGCACGGCGGGCUGAGUCACGGCUACGGGAAUGCCGUCGCGGGGGCCUCCGUGGACACGCCCCAGGCCUCCCCGCUCUCCCCGCACUUUCCGCAAGACGCACGGGACGGCCUGGGCUUGCCCGUGGGCUCCAAGAACCUUGGCCAAGUGGACGCCUCCAGACAGGGAGGGUGGGGGGGCCACGCAGGGCCCGGAAACCACCUCCAGCUCCGUGGCAACCUGGCCAGCUCCAACAUGAUGUGGGGGGCCCCGGCCCAGGCCGAGCCCACCGACGGCUACCAGUACACCUAUUCCCAGGCCAGCGAGAUCCGCACGCAGAAGCUCACCAGCGGCGUCCUGCACAAGCUGGACUCUUUCACGCAGGUGUUUGCCAACCAGAACCUGCGCAUCCAGGUCAACAACAUGGCCCAGGUGCUGCACACGCAGUCGGCCGUGAUGGACGGGGCGCCCGACAGCGCCCUGCGCCAGCUGCUGUCCCAGAAGCCCCUGGAGGCCCCCACGCCGCCCCUCCCCUCCCGCUACCAGCCGGUGCCCCAGCAGCCUCACCCGGGCUUCUCCGGGGGGCUGUCCAAGCCCGCCCUCCCGGUGGGCCAGCACCCCGGCCAGGGGCACCUCUUCUACGACUACCAGCAGCCCCUGCCGCAGCUGCCCGGGCAGGGGGCCCAGCCCUUGCAGGCGCCGCCCACCCUGCCGCAGCACCUGCCGCAGAUGCAGCAGCACCAGUACUACCCGCAGCCGCCGCCGCCGGCCGGCCAGCCGCGCAUGGCCGUGCAAGACAUGCCGCCGCCGCCGCAGCUCCGCCCGGCCCAGCCACCGCCCCUGCCGCAGCCGUCGCCGCAGCCACAGCUCCAGCUGCAGCAGCGGCAGGCCCCGGUGCAGAUACCUCAGUACUACCAGUCCCAGCCCGUGAUGCAGCACCUGCCCGAGCAGCAGCCGCAGCCCAUGCACCUGCAGCCGCCCGCGUACCACCGGGACAGCCAGCAGUACGGCGCGGAGCAGGCGCACGCCGUGCAGCUCAUCCCGCUGGGCUCCGUGCCGCAGUACUACUACCAGGAGCCCCAGCAGCCCUACGGCCACGCCCUAUACCCGCAGAGCCACCUGCCCCCGCACCCGCCGGCCCCGCCGCCGCGCGACGACAGCCAGCCCAAGGCCUACCCCGGCGACCGGCAGGCCCCCGCCCUGCUGAGCUCCCACGGGGACCUGGGGCCCCCGGAGCCCAGGCUGACGGAGCCCGCCGGCUCCGAGCUGGACCGGGUGGGCGGUGCGCUCUCCCACCGGCCGCUCCUGUCCCCCGGCGGGCUGCACCUCAACAACAUGGUCCCGCAGCACCAGCAGCUGUCGCCCGGUGCCGUGUGGCCCCAGAUGCACCUCCCUGACAGCAGAGCCCAGCCAGGGUCCCCGGACUCAAGUGGCCAACCCAAAGGAGUCUUGGGGGAGCAGUUUGAUGCCAAGAACAAGCUGACGUGCUCCAUCUGCCUGAAGGAGUUCAAGAGCCUGCCUGCCCUGAACGGCCACAUGCGGUCCCACGGCGGGAUGCGGGCCUCCCCCAGCCUCAAACAGGAGGAAGGAGAAAAGGCCCCGCCACCUACGCCCCAGCCGCCGCUGCCGCCUCCGCCGCCGCCACCGCCGCCGCCACAGCCGCAGCUCCCUCCCGAGGCCGAGAGCCUCACGCCCAUGGUCAUGCCCGUGUCUGUCCCUGUCAAGCUUCUGCCGCCCAAGCCCAGUGCGCAGGGCUUCGCCACCAGCACCGCGGCCACUCCCUCCACCAGAGACAAGCCGGCCAGCUCCGUGUCGGACGACGAGAUGCCCGUGCUCGUGAGGAUGACCCUCUCUCCCCCACACUCCCCCCAAGGGGCUGCCCCCCGCACGCCUGCUGAGAUCCCCCGGAAAGCCGGCCCGGGCGCGGCCAAGGCCGAGGACCCCCUGCGGACCCCCACGGAGAAGAAGAAGUUCCGGCACCGGCCCGAGCCGCUCUUCAUCCCGCCGCCGCCCACCUGCCCCGCGCACCCCGCGGGCGCCACCCUGUACCAGAGCCAGCUGCGCUCCCCGCGCGUCCUGGGCGACCACCUGCUGCUGGACCCCGCGCACGAGCUGCCCCCCUACACGCCCCCGCCCAUGCUGAGCCCGGUGCGCCAGGGCUCGGGGCUCUUCAGCAGCGUCCACCCGCAGCUGCCGCUCACGCCCCUCACGCCCACGCCCCGCGUGCUGCUCUGUCGCUCCAAUAGCAUUGACGGCAGCAGUGUGACCAUCACCCCCGGGCCUGGAGAGCAGACUGUGGAUGUUGAACCACGCAUCAACAUCGGCUUGAGAUUCCAAGCGGAGAUUCCAGAUCUCCAGGACGUCUCUGCCCUGGCCCAGGACACACACAAGGCCACGCUCGUAUGGAAGCCCUGGCCCGAGCUGGAGAACCACGACCUCCAGCAAAGAGUGGAGAAUCUCCUGAAUCUGUGCUGUUCCAGUGCGUUGCCAGGCGGAGGGACCAAUUCGGAGUUUGCUUUGCACUCUCUCUUCGAGGCCAAAGGUGACGUGAUGGCUGCCCUGGAAAUGCUGCUGCUGCGGAAGCCAGUGAGGUUAAAGUGCCAUCCCCUCGCCAGCUACCACUACGCCGGUUCUGACAAGUGGACGUCCCUAGAAAGAAAGUUGUUUAAUAAAGCACUGGCCACUUACAGCAAAGACUUUAUUUUUGUACAGAAAAUGGUGAAGUCGAAGACGGUGGCCCAGUGUGUGGAGUACUACUACACGUGGAAGAAGAUCAUGCGCCUGGGACGGAAGCACCGGACACGCCUGGCGGGGAUCCUGGACGAGUGCGCGACAAGUGAAGAAGAAGAAGAGCUGGAAGAGGAAGAGGAGGACCCGGACGAAGACAGGAAGUGCCCCCGAGAAGAGGAGAGCGAAGUGUGCAAGUCCCCGGAGCCGCCACCAGGCCCCGUCCUGGCCGCCACCGAGGGGCCACCCCUGCAGGCCCUGGGCCAGCCCUCCGGCUCCUUCGUCUGCGAAAUGCCCAACUGUGGGGCUGACUGUAGAUGUCAUGUCACUCCCUCUCUUCCCCAGGUGUUCAGCUCCCGACAGGCACUGAACGGCCAUGCCCGCAUCCACGGAGGCACCAACCAGGUGACCAAAGCCCGGGCGGCCGUCCCGUCGGGGAAGCAGAAGGCUGGCAGUGCCCAGAGCGGCUACUGCUCGGUGAAGAGCUCCCCCUCCCACAGCACCACCAGCGGGGAGACAGACCCCACCACCAUCUUCCCCUGCAAGGAGUGUGGCAAGGUCUUCUUCAAGAUCAAGAGCCGCAACGCGCACAUGAAGACCCACCGGCAGCAGGAAGAGCAGCAGCGACAGAAGGCGCAGAAGGCGGCCUUCGCGGCGGAGAUGGCGGCCACCAUCGAGAGGACUACGGGCCCGGCCGGGGCCCCGGGGCUGCUGCCCCUGGACCAGAUGAACCUCCUCAAGCCCAUCAAGGACGCGGGCAUCCUGGACGACGACAUGGUGCAGCAGCUGGGGGGCGUCAUGGGCGAGGCCGAGGUCAUGGACGCUGACCUCCUCCUGGAGGACCAAGACUCCGUCCUGCUGCAAGGGGACACGGAACUCUAGGGCCCCCAGAC